CCUGUUGGGUCAAUCUCAUUCCCUAACCGGGUUUGUAUGUUUACCUUGGUUUUAUUGAAUGAUGAAGCUGAUCCUCGGCUCCGCGUCGCGGUCGCGCCGUCAGAUUCUUUCCGAGAUGGGCUACCAGUUCACAGUGCUUAGCGCGGACAUUGACGAGGAGAUCAGAAUAGAGAAGCCAGAGGAACUGGUGGUCGCCUUGGCUCACGAGAAAGCAAAUGCAAUAUUGACGAAGAUGGUGAAAAAUGGGAUGAUGCAAGAUAUUGUUGAAUCUCAAGAGACUACCUUGUUGAUCACUGCUGACAAAGUUGUGAUCCAUGAUGGAGUUAUUCGCAAAAAACCUACCACUUCAGAAGGGGCACGUAAAUUCAUCCAAGGUUACUCCCAAAGCCAUGCUUCAACAAUUGGAUCUGUUCUUGUUACAAAUAUGAAAAGUUGUGUUAGAAUGGAAGGAUGGGAUAAAUCUGAAGUUUACUUCCACAAGAUACCCGAUGAAGUAAUUGAUAGCCUGAUUGAGGAGGGCAGUGUCUUCUACGUAGCUGGUGGCCUUCUAGUGGAGCAUCCGCUGACUUCGCCCCUCGUGGAAUCCAUUGUCGGUACAAUGGAUAGUGUAAUGGGGCUUCCUAAAGAACUCACGGAGAAGCUCAUCAAGGCUUCACUUCAGGAGUCCUAGCUGCAAAUUUCCGGACUAAGCUGGAUGGUGCCUGGUGACCCGAAAAUAAAUCUCAUAUCAGGACGGAGGGGGUGUAGCUAGCAGCAUCUUUGGAGUCUUGUUCUGCUACCAAACUCCCAGUUAGUG
Molecule: messenger RNA, 796 nt
Organism: Lolium rigidum
Lineage: Eukaryota; Viridiplantae; Streptophyta; Magnoliopsida; Poales; Poaceae
Product: 7-methyl-GTP pyrophosphatase-like
Exons: 8
Coding region: 59-670 (203 amino acids)
Molecular function (GO): nucleoside triphosphate diphosphatase activity
Source: RefSeq, a predicted model, not a curated record